This is a messenger RNA of Zophobas morio, 879 nucleotides long. RefSeq names its product ankyrin repeat and SOCS box protein 3-like. The transcript has 5 exons. Gene Ontology annotation, molecular function: protein binding. NCBI's taxonomy places the organism in Eukaryota, Metazoa, Arthropoda, Insecta, Coleoptera, Tenebrionidae. Bases 1 to 879 code for a protein of 292 amino acids. The record is from RefSeq and is a predicted model, not a curated record.
AUGCUAACGACGAGUAUUGCCUACGCUGGGCAGCAAGAGCUUGAAAGUGGUGCUAGUAUUCAAGCGGAAACUGGGGAUGCUGCUUUACGGCUAGCUUGUAAAACUGGACAAGUUGCAUUGAUUAAACUUUUAUAUGAAAAAAAUGCAAAUUUUGCGACUUCCCUAACUGACUGCGUUAUACUGGCGGCAGAAAACGGGCACUUACCUACCUUAAAAGAACUUUUGGGGCAUAUCCGGUCCGACUCUCCCCUGCAGACCAAUUUACCUUUGUAUUUAGCCUGUAAGUUCUCGGUAACUCCUACCGCCCAGGAAAGUUACUGCCUUCGCAAGAGUAGUGAGAAUGGACAUUUAGAUUGUGUAAAACUCCUUUUGGAAGAUGGCCGGUUUCGCUUCCUUUUUAAAAUUUUGCGAGUUUUUUAUAGCGUAAUCUUCAGUGUGGACGUUAAUGCGCGCCACGGAGAAGCCCUUCGCCUUUCCGCCAAAAACGGGCACACGGAAGUUGUUAAAAUUCUACUGGAGGUACUGCAGGCCACCUUUUGGCUAUCACAGUUCGGCACUAUAGACUCCCCUGUUAACCAAAAGCACGGUGCCAACCACGCGGUCUUGGAGAACUGCCCCCUGCGCCUUGCUUGCCAGAAUGGCCACAUGGAAUGUGCUAAGCUUUUGCUUCAGGCAGGCUCCAAUCCCGGCAGCGCUAGCAAUUACGCCAUUAUAAGAGCCUCCGAAAAUGGGCACGCUGGGAUCGCACAAAUCCACAUCUUCCCACUCAGUCAUGUUUAUACAAUCUGCAAAGAACCGUUAAUCCUUCUGAUUGCAACAACGCUGCAAUUAUUCUUGCCGCUCAAAAUGGCCGGGUUGAGGUUGUGGAAGCACUUGUAA